This is a messenger RNA of Pelodiscus sinensis (Chinese soft-shelled turtle), 2850 nucleotides long. NCBI's taxonomy places the organism in Eukaryota, Metazoa, Chordata, Testudines, Trionychidae. The record is from RefSeq and is a predicted model, not a curated record.
GGAAAUCCAGGAACUGUGGGCCCAGAAGGAAGUCGUGGCAAUCCUGGAAUUGGAGGAAAUAAAGGAGAAAAUGGCAAUGUUGGAUAUGGUCGACCAGGAAAGAGAGGAGCAAAGGGACAAGAUGGAUUCCCAGGAGAGACUGGACUCAAGGGUGAAAUUGGAGAUGCAGGCAUUUCAGGAGAACCUGGGCCAAAAGGGUCAAGAGGAAAAAUGGGUGUUGCAGGUUUUCCUGGUGAGAAGGGUAUCCCAGGAGGCCCGGGACCUCAGGGACGCAGGGGUCAGAAAGGAACGAUGGGACUCAACCCUUUUCAACCAUGUGAGCUCAUUGACUACCUGCGCAAAAACAGCCCUUGUUGGCAGGGAAAACCAGAAUGUCCAGUGUAUCCAACAGAACUAGUGUUUGCUUUGGACAUAUCCCAGGAUGUCACAUCCCAGUUAUUUGAAAGAAUGAGAGAAAUUGUAACAUCAGUAGUGAAUCACACCAAAAUUAGGGAAAGCAACUGCCCCGUGGGAGCCAGAGUCGCUAUUGUAUCCUACAAUUCCAAUAUCCAUUAUCUGAUCCGCUUCUCUGAGUUCUACAGUAAGAACCAGCUCCUUACCAAAAUUAAAAAUCUGGCUUAUGAGAGGUCUUCAAGUGAACGGAAUAUUGUCAAUGCAAUGAGAUUUGUUGCCAAGCAUAUUUUCAAACGAACUCUCCCAAGUCCUAAUGUCAGAAAAAUAGCAGUGUUUUUCAGCAAUGGGCCAUCUGUAAAUGAAGUGGCUGUUAACACAGCAGUUCUAGAGUACAGUGCAUUUGAUAUUGUUCCAGUGGUUAUUGCUUUUAAUGAUGUGCCCAUCAUCAGAAGUGCUUUCAUGAUGGAUGAUACUGGAUUGUACAAGGUAAUAAUUAUUGAUCAAGACAAUGACUAUGAGUCAUCACUAGAACAAUUUCAGCGCUGCACUCUUUGUUAUGACAAAUGCAAACCAGAUGACGUUUGCGAACGCCGCAUCUCCCGAUCACCACGGACAUAUGUGGACACUGCUUUCAUUUUGGACAGCUCCCAGAAAAUGAGCGGUGCUGACUUUGCGAAAGUGAAAAACUUUCUGAGCACAGCACUUGAUAACUUUGACAUUUCUUCCAACCCAGUUUCUUCCAUCGGCGAUAGGGUGGCUGUGGUGAGCCAUGCGCCACCAGAUUUCAAUCCCCGCUCAUCGAGGAGGAGCCCUGUAAAGGAAGAGUUUAACUUUGUCACCUACAACAGUAGACAGUUAAUGAAAAGACAUAUCCAAGGAUCUGUGCAACAGCUGAAUGGACCUGCUGCUCUUGGCCAUGCCAUACGCUGGACAAUUGAUCAUGUUUUCUCACCUGCACCCCACCUCAGACAACACAAGGUUAUCAUUGUUAUAUCGGCUGGAGAAACAAGUCAGUGGGACAAAGAAACGUUAAAGAGUGCAUCUCUGAGAGCCAAGUGCCAAGGAUAUUCUCUGCUUGUAAUUUCAUUAGGACAUGCAUAUAACCACAAAGAAUUGGAAGAGCUGGCUAGUAUUCCCACGGAACAGCAUUUAAUUGAACUGGGCAGAGUCCACAAGCCUGAACUUGACUAUGUAGUGAGGUUUAUGAAACCAUUUGUGCAUCUCCUCAGACGUGCAAUCAAUGAAUAUCCACCAGAAGAGCUCAAGAGAAAUUGUACCAGAAUCAGGUCUCAUGAAGUUCUGAAACCAGAACUUACACCAAGGCGUGAACAAGUUCCCCUUCUCGGAGAAGACGACGUGUCAGGAAGUGAGGUCAUGCUUGGGGAUGAAUUUAUUGGUUAUGAGCCUUCAAUACAGAUGUUCCAGGAUGAUCUAAUGGUCCUCUAAAUGUCAACGUUUUUGCAACCAAUCACAUCAAUCCUUGGUACCUAUGGACAUAAUGGAGAAUUCUGCCAAGACACACAGAAGGAAAGAAAACAUGAGUCAUGUCUGAUGGAAGUGGAAAGAAAGGAAGAUAUCUCCAUAAUCCCUCACUGAACAGUGGGGACAGUUUAACCUUUGGAUCCCUCUGGAUAACUUCCCUCACACAUCUUUAGAAUAUAUUAGAACUAAAUAUACCAGCUCUUCUCUGUCUCUUCCUCCUCUUCCACCCAGCAACCUAACUUCUUUCCUGUCCUCUGUAAACUCAGCACACCAGGACAGAAAGAGGGUCUGUACACAAGCAGGCACUUUCCUGUCACCAUUCACCACAUUUGUCAAUUAGCCUCUAGCACAGGGCCAUGGAACUAUGAAACAGCUAUUCUAACUACCUGCAGCUAUUCUCCCCUGGUUGAUUCCCAAUGUGAGAUGGGGCAGGACUGGUAGCAGUGGAACAGGCUCUUAUGUGACUCUGCCUUGGCCGCCUCCUACCCCAGACCUAGAUCUUCUCAGGGAACCACACAUUCUCAGCAAAAUGUGAAGACCUGUCCCACUUGAACUGUUGUGACCAGAAUUAACUAACAUUAAUGAUGUGAACAUGAUCAAAUAAUCAAAUGGCACCAAGCAAGAACGUGUAGGCUCGUGUAUUAUAAACAUAGUUAGGAUUUUGGUUGGAUUUGCAGUCACUGCAGUUUACUGGUUGUGUUUCCAGAAUGCCAUGAAGAGCGCUGUAUGUAAAGUCUCAUGGCUGAAUAUUAUGGCAAUUGGAAGUGGAAAUAAACAUAUUCUUGGAAAAUAUUGAGCAUAUUGAAAAGCAAAGGGCUAGUCCUGCUUUAACUCCCUUAACUACAAUGCUUCAUGCAUACAUAGUGCAGUUCAGCUGAUGGUCUAAAAUGCUCUAUGGGAGCAAAGACUUAUUUGGAUCCAAUUAGGUUACAGCUAACAUAGUUAAACUUGGCUACCUGGAGUUAAGCAUAUACA